AGGGAUAGUGUGACUUUCCGGCACCCGUGGCCCUUCCCCCAGCGUAAGGAAUGGUGGCGUCCCGCAGGACGUGACGACGCCAAGAGGCUUCGUCCGGAGUCCUCGGAGGGAGCUGCUGUCCUUGGCCAAGUUCUCAGUGCCCGGGAUCCCGGUCUGCAGCAAUCAUGGUGAAUUUAAUUCAGGCUGUGCGUGACCACUGGGUUCAUAUCCUGGUACCAGUGGGAUUUGUUGUUGGCUAUUAUCUAGACAAGAGGAGUGAUGAAAAACUAACUGCUUUUCGGAAUAAGAGCAUGUUAUUUAAAAGAGAACUAAAACCUAAUGAAGAAGUUACCUGGAAAUAAAGGCUUUAGCUGAAUUGAGAGAUUUUCAUGUUGAAUAAAAAUAUUUAAUUAAA
Dromiciops gliroides (monito del monte) is the source of this 394-nucleotide messenger RNA. RefSeq names its product NADH:ubiquinone oxidoreductase subunit B1 (gene NDUFB1). Bases 165 to 341 code for a protein of 58 amino acids. The record is from RefSeq and is a predicted model, not a curated record. Lineage: Eukaryota; Metazoa; Chordata; Mammalia; Microbiotheria; Microbiotheriidae. Gene Ontology annotation, cellular component: mitochondrion. The transcript is spliced from 3 exons.